Messenger RNA from Dipodomys ordii (Ord's kangaroo rat), 1850 nucleotides. It is a transcript of the gene Cd19, whose product is annotated as CD19 molecule. Gene Ontology annotation, cellular component: external side of plasma membrane. Bases 47 to 1729 code for a protein of 560 amino acids. The transcript is spliced from 15 exons. Gene Ontology annotation, biological process: regulation of B cell activation; B cell receptor signaling pathway; B cell proliferation involved in immune response. The record is from RefSeq and is a predicted model, not a curated record. Lineage: Eukaryota; Metazoa; Chordata; Mammalia; Rodentia; Heteromyidae.
GCAUCCCCUGCGCAGGGAAGCCAGAGCCCCGGGGAGCCUGGCCACCAUGCCACGGCCUCUCCUCCUCUCCUUCCUCCUUCUCCUCACCCUCUCAGGAAUCAGGCCCCAGAAACCAGUGCUGGUGGAGGUGGAAGAGGGAGACGAUGCUGUGCUGCCCUGUUUCCAGAGUCCCCCAGACACCCACUUUGAGCAGCUGGCCUGGUAUCGGGGGAACGAGUCUAUACCCUUCUUAGAGCUGAGCCUGAGGUUACCAGGCCUGGGCAUCUGGGUGGGGCCUGCGAGCACCUUGCUUCACAUCUUCAACAUCUCAGAGAAGAUGGGAGGCUUCUACCUGUGCAAGUCAGGCCCUCCAUCCCAGGACAGCUGGCAGCCUGGCUGGACCGUGAGCGUGAAUGGCAGCGGGGAGCUGUUCCGUUGGAAUGCUUCAGACUUCGGUGAUCUAGGCUGUGGCCUAGAGAACAGGUCCUCAGGGGACCCCAGACUCUCUUCUGAUCAACCCAUCAGUUCCUUGCUGUAUGUGUGGGCAGAAGACCAUGCCAAGAUCUGGAGGACAGAGCCUGUGUGUGACCCACCAAGGGGCACACGGAACCAGAGCUUCAACCGAGACUUCACUGUGGCCCCUGGCUCUACACUCUUGCUAUCCUGUGGAGUUCCCCCUGCCCCUGUAGCCAGAGCCCCUGUCUCCUGGACCUAUGUACGCCCUGAGAAGUCUAACAUCCCAUUGCUGAACCUAAGCCUGGGGGAACAUCCCCCCACCAGAGACCUAUGGCUCCGGGGGCCUCAUCUUGUGCUUCCCCAGGUCACAGCUAAAGAUGCUGGUACUUAUUAUUGUCUUUGUGGCAGCCUGACCAAGCAGAUGCACCUGAAGGUCACAGCCCAGCCAGUAUGGCGCUGGAUGCUGAAGUCAGGUGGCUGGAUAGUUCCAGUUGUGACUCUGGUUUAUCUCUUUAUGUGCCUGAGUUCUCUGGUGGCUUUUCUUCAUCUUCAAAGAGUCCUGAUCCAGAGAAGGAAGAUAAAACGAAUGACUGACCCCACCAGGAGAUUCUACAAAGUGACACCUCCCCCGGGAAAUGGGACUCAGAAUCAGUAUGGGAACGUGCUGUCCCUUCCCACUCUAGGCUCUGGCCCAGGACGCGUCCAGCGUUGGGCCGCAAGCCUGGGGGGCGUCACCGGAUCUUAUGGAAACCCCAGCAGUGACACUCAGGAGGCUGGUACCAGGGAGUCCCGAAACCUCCCUGAAGCGGAACUGGAAGAAGAGGAAGGGGAAGCCUACGAGGAGCCAGACAGUGAGGAGGCCUAUGAGAAUGACUCCAACCUCGGGGGACAGGACCAGAUCUCCCAGGAUGGCAGCGGCUAUGAGAACCCUGAGGAGGAGCCCUUAGGUCCUGAGGAUGAGGACUCCUUCUCCAAUGUCGAUUCCUAUGAGAAUGCAGAUGAAGAGCUGGUCCAGCCAGUCACCAGGACGGCAAACCUCCUGAGCCCCCACGGGUCUGCCUGGAACCCCAGCAGAGAUGCGACUUCCCUUGGGUCACAGUCCUAUGAGGACAUGAGAGGAAUCCUGUAUGCAGCCCCCCAGCUCCGCUUGCUUCGGCCUGGUCCUAACCAUGAGGAAGAUGCAGAUUCUUAUGAGAACAUGGAUAAUCCCACCGGACCAGAACCAGCGUGGGGAGGAGGGGGUCACAUGGGGGCCUGGAGUAACAGAUUCAUACCUGACUCUGAGAUCUGGUGAGCCUAAACUGAUGGUGUCAACAUCUGAGCCGCAGUGCUUCUGUGUGUGUGUGCUCCAGCAAGUGGAACUUCCUUCCCCCCUCUUUUGCUUUCCCCAAAUAAACUCAGUGAGAUCCUCUAAA